AUGGCAGAGGAUUUCCAGAUGGGAAAUGGCAACUGGUGGGAAUCAUCAAGAAACGACUUCGACGGCGAAAUAACACCUGCAACCUCCACCGGAGCAAACAACACUGGCCGUGCUUUAGCCAACCAAAUGCUCGGCUUAGGCCUUUCUUCCGAAACCACGGAUUGGAACCAAGCUUUGCUGCCAGGUGAAAAAAACAAGUCCAGCUUCCGGUCCAUGCUCGAAGAGGACACGAUGAGCACGAGCGAUUUCCACCGGGGCGAUUUUUCGUUCGGCCAAACCCAUUUCAUGAGUCGAGUGGGUCCCACCGACGACGUCGGCGCCGUAACCAGCUCCCAGAAUCUUUCGACGGGCUUCAUGAGCUUGUUAAUGUCCGAAAAGUUCCACCAGCCGAGCGAAAACCAAAACCACCCCAUGAUGAAUAACUAUACCUAUCCCAUAACAUCCACUACUGGCUACGGUGUGGCCGACAGCAGCCAAUUGCAGCUCACCAACCUCAACACCCCUAUAUGGAGUGCUCCCGCGCCCGAGCCACCAGCUGUCAGGCCCGGUGGUCAGUCGAGCUUUUUUCCAAUCGACCAGUUUGGUUCGAGCCUAAUGAGGAAGGACCAAAACGCGUCGAACAAAAGGUCGAGGAGCGAAACGCCUUCAUCGUUACCGGCUUUUAAAGUGAGGAAAGAAAAGAUGGGAGACAGAAUAACUGCACUUCAGCAAUUGGUCUCUCCUUUUGGAAAGACGGAUACGGCUUCUGUGCUUACCGAAACUAUCGAAUACAUAAAAUUUCUCCACGAACAAAUCGGUGCCUUAAGUAGUCCUUACACCAAAAGUGGAGCUCCCAUACAGCACCAACAGCAGGGUUCAAGUAAGAACAAACUCGAUCCGGAGGGACCUCGUGAAGAUCUUAGAAGUCGCGGGCUGUGCCUAGUUCCGGUUUCGAGCACUUUCCCAGUGACUAAUGAAACAACAGUUGAUUUCUGGGCUCCUACAUUUGGAGGAAGUUUCAAAUGA
This is a messenger RNA of Striga hermonthica, 1005 nucleotides long. The record is from the annotation of a GenBank genome assembly. Lineage: Eukaryota; Viridiplantae; Streptophyta; Magnoliopsida; Lamiales; Orobanchaceae.